This is a messenger RNA of Zea mays, 5438 nucleotides long. RefSeq names its product ABC transporter C family member 10. Bases 468 to 4910 code for a protein of 1480 amino acids. Gene Ontology annotation, biological process: transmembrane transport. The record is from RefSeq and is a predicted model, not a curated record. NCBI's taxonomy places the organism in Eukaryota, Viridiplantae, Streptophyta, Magnoliopsida, Poales, Poaceae. Gene Ontology annotation, molecular function: ATP binding; ABC-type transporter activity; ATP hydrolysis activity. The transcript has 12 exons. Gene Ontology annotation, cellular component: membrane.
AAUGUGAGCGUAUCUGUUUGGACUGGAGCUGCUCUUCCGAUCCAAGCGUGGAAGCAUCAUUACCACUCGACUCUAUAGCCACUAGUCACUCAGUCAAUCAUCCACCUGCGCUGCCGCUGGAAUUUAAUUAAAAAAAAAGAGCCCGAUCGAUCCAGCAAAGUGCAUCACGCCGUUCACGGCUUCAGGACAUAGGGAGCUCCCAAGUUCUCCUCCUCCUCCUCCUCCACCUCCUCCUCGUCGUCGUCUUCUCUCUCAGGUCUCAGCCAUCGUAUCGUCCGGACCCACCGUAUCCCCAGUCCGCCGGCGGCCGUCGAUUCAUUAUCCCGGCCGCCCGGGCUGCCCGUAAGUCAAGCGGCGGCGGCGGCGGCGGCUAAGGUAUAGCCAAGGCUGGAGCGAGGCCGGUGCGGCCGACCAUCCCUGUGUGUGCACCCUGCAGAACCAACCUCACCCCCGAUCAAGGUUCUUGGAUGGCGGGCGUGUGCGGGAGCCCGUUCUGCUCCAGGGAAGCUUCAGCUCCAGCUCCAGCGUCAUGUGGACGAUGGGACGAACUACUCAACUCCUCCACCUGCGCGAACAACAUCCUGGCGACCGGCGCCGCUGCGCUGCUCGCCGUCGUCCUCGCGCUGCAGCUGCUCGUCAGGGUCGCAAGGAACGGACUACGACACGCGCCCGUCGUCGCGCUCAGCUCGCCGCUGCAGCGGGCCGCCGUGGCGGCCAACGCCUGCCUGGGCCUGGCCUACCUGGGCCUCGCGGCGUGGAUGCUGGGGACGGACCUGACCCAGCGCGCCUCCGUCUACCUCCCACACCGGUGGCUGGUGAGCCUGGCCCAGGGGCUCUGCCUGCUCCUCGCCGGCUUCGCCUUCAGCGUCAGGGCGCAGCUGCUCGGAGCGGCGUUCCUCCGGGUCUGGGCGGCUCUGCUGGCCGCGUACGCCGCGUUCGUUUGCUGCACCUCGGUCGUGCACAUGGUCGCAGACAAGGUGCUGGCCGUGAAGACGUGCUUGGAUGUUCUGUCCCUGCCUGGUGCGCUGCUGCUCCUUGUGUACGGCAUUCGGCACGCCAGGGAAGAAGAAGAAGGAGAUGGUAACGGAGGAACCGAAAGUUCUUUGUAUAAGCCUCUGAACGCCGAGGCUCACGACGACGGUGCGGCCGACUCGCGUGUCACCCCGUUUGCUAAAGCCGGGGUUUUCAGCAUCAUGACGUUCUGGUGGCUGAACCCCAUGAUGAAGAAGGGUUACGAGAAGCCUCUCGAGGAGAAAGACAUGCCGCUCCUAGGCCCCUCGGACCGAGCGUACAGCCAGUACCUGAUGUUCUUGGACAACCUGAACAGGAAGAAGCAGCUGCAGGCACACGGCAACCCGUCGGUCUUCUGGACCAUCGUCUCUUCUCACAAGAGCGCGAUCUUGGUCUCGGGUCUCUUCGCGUUGCUCAAAGUGCUCACGCUGUCUGCAGGCCCAGUGCUUCUGAAAGCCUUCAUCAAUGUCUCGCUUGGGAAAGGUUCCUUCAAGUACGAGGGCUUUGUUCUGGCCGCGGCAAUGUUCGCUAUCAAGUGCUGUGAGUCUCUGUCCCAGAGGCAGUGGUACUUUCGCACCCGGAGGCUAGGGCUCCAGGUGAGGUCGCUCCUGUCGGCCGCCAUCUACAAGAAGCAGCAGAAGCUGUCGGGCUCUUCGAAGCUGAAGCAUUCCUCUGGAGAGAUCAUAAACUACGUCACCGUCGACGCCUACCGGAUCGGCGAGUUCCCGUACUGGUUCCACCAGACGUGGACGACAAGCGUCCAGCUCUGCAUCGCUCUGGGGAUCCUGUACAAUGCGGUUGGUCUUGCCAUGAUUGCAUCGCUGGUCGUCAUCGUUCUCACUGUGAUCUGCAACGCUCCUCUGUCCAAGCUGCAGCACAAGUUUCAGACUAGGCUUAUGGAAGCACAGGGCGUGAGGCUGAAGGCGAUGUCGGAGUCCUUGAUCCACAUGAAGGUCUUAAAACUCUAUGCGUGGGAGACGCAUUUCAAGAAGGUCAUUGAGGGGUUGAGGGAGAUUGAGAUCAAGUGGCUGUCGGCGUUCAACCUUAGGAAAUCCUUCAAUGGUUUCGUGUUCUGGACAUCACCGGUUCUGGUCUCGGCUGCAACCUUCCUCACAUGCUAUCUUCUGAAAAUCCCUCUUGAUGCAAGCAAUGUUUUCACGUUUGUGGCCACUCUGCGCCUUGUUCAAGACCCAAUUAGGCAGAUGCCGGAUGUGAUUGGAGUCGUUAUACAGGCUAAAGUUGCUUUCACUAGGAUAACGAAGUUUCUUGAUGCGCCUGAGCUGAGUGGACAGGCCAGGAAGAAAUACUGUGUGGGAGAUGAAUAUCGUAUAGUGAUGAACUCUUGCAGUUUUUCAUGGGAUGAGAACCCGUCAAAACCAACUCUGAAGAAUAUAAACUUGGUGGUCAAGGCUGGGGAGAAGGUUGCAAUAUGUGGCGAGGUAGGAUCAGGAAAGUCAACACUAUUGGCUGCAGUUCUUGGAGAGGUUCCUAAAACAGAAGGCAUGAUCCAAAUUUGUGGGAAAACAGCAUAUGUUUCUCAAAAUGCAUGGAUCCAAACAGGAACGGUGCAAGACAAUAUUCUCUUUGGAUCUUCAAUGGACAGGCAAAGGUACCAAGAAACGCUUGAGAGGUGUUCUUUAGUAAAAGACCUUGAAAUGCUUCCAUAUGGAGACCAUACUCAAAUCGGGGAGAGGGGCGUAAAUCUUAGCGGUGGCCAGAAGCAGCGUGUUCAGCUUGCUCGUGCAUUAUACCAAAAUGCAGACAUUUAUCUUCUCGAUGACCCUUUCAGCGCUGUUGAUGCCCACACAGCAACUAGUCUUUUUAACGAAUAUGUCAUGGGAGCUCUGUCAGAUAAGACUGUCCUUUUGGUGACCCAUCAAGUCGAUUUUUUGCCUGUAUUUGAUUCUGUUCUGUUAAUGUCAGAUGGUGAAAUUAUUCGUGCUGCACCUUAUCAAGAUUUAUUGGCACAUUGUCAAGAAUUUCAGAACCUCGUAAAUGCCCAUAAAGACACUAUUGGUGUUUCAGAUCUUAACAGAGUCAGAUCCCAUAGAACAAAUGAAAACAAGGGAUCGAUUGAUAUUCAUGGAAGCUUAUACAAAGAGUCUUUGAAGCCAUCACCAGCAGAUCAGCUGAUCAAGACAGAGGAAAGAGAAAUGGGUGACACUGGUCUCAAGCCUUAUAUCCUUUACUUGCGCCAGAAUAAAGGCUUCUUCAAUGGCUCUAUGGGUAUUCUUUGCCAUGUGAUUUUCGUAUGUGGCCAAAUAGCACAGAAUUCAUGGAUGGCUGCUAAUGUCCAGAAUCCUGAUGUUGGUACACUUAAGUUGAUUUCUGUGUACAUUGCAAUUGGAUUCAUCACAGUGUUCUUCUUGCUGUUUAGAUCGAUAGCACUUGUUGUUCUUGGGAUCCAAACAUCAAGAUCUUUAUUUUCCCAGUUACUCAACUCAUUGUUCCGUGCGCCAAUGUCCUUUUUUGAUUCUACCCCUCUUGGAAGGAUACUUAGCCGGGUAUCUUCAGAUUUGAGCAUUGUUGAUCUUGAUGUUCCAUUUGGAUUGAUGCUUGCUCUUGGUGCCAGCAUAAAUGCAUAUAGCAAUCUGGGGGUGUUGGCUGUUGUUACAUGGCAAGUUCUGUUCGUCUCUGUGCCGAUGAUGGUUUUGGCACUCAGGUUGCAGAAGUACUAUUUAGCCUCAGCUAAGGAACUGAUGAGGAUCAAUGGCACUACCAAAUCAGCUCUGGCUAAUCACUUGGGAGAGUCGGUUGCAGGGUCUAUAACAAUAAGGGCUUUCGAGGAAGAAGAUCGUUUCUUUGAGAAAAAUUCGGAACUUGUUGACAAGAAUGCUGCUUCAUAUUUCUAUAAUUUUGCAGCGACUGAAUGGCUGAUUCAACGCCUGGAAACAAUGAGUGCUGCAGUUCUUUCUUUUUCUGCCUUCAUCAUGGCUCUCCUCCCUGCAGGAACUUUUAGCUCUGGCUUUAUAGGAAUGGCGUUGUCUUAUGGUCUGUCCCUGAACAAUUCCUUUGUUUUCUCUAUCCAAAACCAGUGCCAGCUAUCAAACCAGAUAAUCUCUGUGGAAAGGGUGAACCAGUACAUGGACAUACCAAGUGAAGCAGCAGAGGUCAUUGAAGAAAAUCGACCAUCACCAAACUGGCCCCAAGUUGGUAGGGUGGAGCUUAGAGAUCUGAAGAUCAGAUACAGGGAAGAUGCUCCCCUUGUACUGCAUGGAAUCACAUGCACUUUUGAAGGCGGAGAUAAGAUUGGUAUAGUCGGCCGGACAGGAAGUGGAAAGACGACUUUAAUCGGUGCAUUGUUUCGUCUUGUUGAGCCAACUGGGGGGAAAAUAAUUAUUGACUCUGUAGAUAUCACCACAAUUGGCUUACAUGACCUUCGUUCACGUUUGGGUAUCAUUCCACAAGAUCCGACACUCUUUCAGGGAACCAUAAGAUAUAAUCUAGAUCCUCUUGAGCAAUUUUCGGAUCAACAGAUAUGGGAGGUUCUUGACAAAUGUCAGCUUCUUGAAGCUGUCCAGGAGAAGGAACAGGGAUUGGACUCACUUGUUGUGGAGGAUGGCUCGAACUGGAGCAUGGGUCAGAGGCAGCUCUUCUGUUUGGGACGUGCACUGCUAAGAAGAUGCCGUGUCUUAGUCCUCGACGAGGCCACUGCAUCUAUAGACAAUGCUACCGAUGCGAUCCUUCAGAAAACAAUCAGGACAGAGUUCAGAGACUGCACUGUCAUCACUGUCGCUCACCGUAUACCCACUGUCAUGGACUGCAGUAUGGUACUUGCACUGAGCGACGGGAAACUGGUGGAGUAUGACAAGCCUACGAAGCUCAUGGAAACCGAAGGGUCUCUCUUCCGUGACCUCGUCAAAGAGUACUGGUCGUACGCAUCGAAUGGGAAUAUCUAGAAGCCACCUCCAAACUACGACCGUUUGCAUGUUUCCACUCGCUGCAUCCUCUUGAAAGGAGAUACAAGAAUCUGGGCUUGCACAUCCGAAGAACUAUUGUAUCUGAAAUCUUGAGAAAAGGCGUCAGGCAUUGUCAUGAAAUGCUUGUUGUCAAGUUUUCACCACUCGUUUUUCAGCAACUUUUUGGUAGUUUCUGUUUUGGGUCAUUGCUUCCCUUCCAGGCGCUGAAUAAAAGAAAACAUGUCUCCAUCCCCCCCCCCCCCUUCUUCUCCCCUCCAAAAAAAAGUAGAGGAAAUCCUCAACAUUUCUUUGCUCACAGUGAUACUUUAUGCUCAUAACAAAAAUUCUUAGGCUUGGUGCUCAACACUAUUCCAUUCAGAAUUUGUGGUGUAUGCUUACAUUCGUACAAAGCUGUAGUAGGGUAUAUGAUGUCUGUUUUUUUGGGGUGCAAUCAUGGCUUUUCAGCACCCUCUUGUUCAUGUUUGAUGUAUAUUCAUCGGUGUCUGGAGCCAAGCAAUUUGGUGGUAA